AAGACAAUCACUUUAUUGAAACAUUGGGUUUUGUUGACUAGUCCUCUGAAAGCUUGUCAUAAUAAAAUAUUUAGUCUUUUAGGUGCCACAAGAUUCCUUUUGUUUGCUGAAAUAGCCUGUCACAGCUACUCUAGAAAUUGCAUUUACCGUUACACCUUAGAUUCCAAAGUUUUAAAGACUGUUCAAAGUACUUCUCAUUCAUGAUUUUAAAAAUCAGCUAUGUCAAGUUAAGUUUCCCCUUAUUGCAGACUCAGAGUUGUAUGCUUAAAAGGCCACCUAAAUUUUCAACUUAAAAGGCCAUAGCUAAAUUUUCAACUGAUGGAUUCUUAAUUCACAGCACAGCCUCUGAGCUGCUACACAGUUGUCAGCAUUCUCCCUGUAACAAAGGAUGACUGUCUGAAUAAGUACAUGUUCAAUAUUAAGAGAAGGCACUGGAACUUUCAGCAGAGCACAGUAAGUGGAAAGCAAAUCCUGCCUCUUGUUCUCUCUUCUCCUUUGAUAGCCCAUUGGGGCCCCUCUUCAAAUAUACUUCAGUAUCCCUCUGAUCAAACCAUAUAUACAAAUCAGUUAUUUCCUGUUCUGAUAAAAUUUUUAUGUCAUUAAUGAAAUGUUUGUUCCCCUGUUUCUAGAACUUUGGGACUAGCUGUGCCAUGAAUCCUGAGCUUGGAAGGAAGAUUUUCAAAGGAGUUAUAUUAGUGGAAUUUAUCGGAGUUGCUAGCGCAUAUGCACUAUAUAUUAAAAUGGAUAAUAAUCAAGAUUUCAGACAAAAAAUGCACAGGAGAUACCCAUCCAUCCUAGAAGUUUAUUACAAAUGUAAUGAAUACGCUGGUUUUCACGAAAAAAGGGAGAAAGAUCAAGCAGCAUGGUUAAUCAGCAAAAGCUAAUUGUAAGUAAAAAUGUUUUUUAAAUGUUUACAUUAAAUAUCUUCAUAUUUAUUUUCUUGUCUUUUUACUUUUGUGUUUGUUUUUCAGCAUUUUGUGUCUAAACUUCUUUUUCUGCUUGAUGAUGCUCUUCACAUCCUUAUUGUGAAUCCACCUGUUGCGUUCUUCCUCCCACCUGAGCUGUUUGACAUCUAAUGGAGGAAGACAGAGAGCACAUAGAUAAGUUUGGAGUGACUACAUCCUGGGAAAAUCUGGCAUUGAGUUUUAUGGAUGCAAAGAAUACUGCCUGAGUUAGAGAUUCAUGACCGAUAAACUCUCUGCUAUGUUUUGUCCUAAAAAACACAAAAUGCUUUAUGUACAAAUAAAUACAGAGUUCCCUCCUCA
This is a messenger RNA of Podarcis raffonei (Aeolian wall lizard), 1265 nucleotides long. It is a transcript of the gene CEBPZOS, whose product is annotated as CEBPZ opposite strand. The record is from RefSeq and is a predicted model, not a curated record. The coding region runs from base 651 to 884 and encodes 77 amino acids. NCBI's taxonomy places the organism in Eukaryota, Metazoa, Chordata, Lepidosauria, Squamata, Lacertidae. The transcript has 3 exons.